Molecule: messenger RNA, 5875 nt
Organism: Syngnathus typhle (broad-nosed pipefish)
Lineage: Eukaryota; Metazoa; Chordata; Actinopteri; Syngnathiformes; Syngnathidae
Gene: syngap1b
Product: synaptic Ras GTPase activating protein 1b
Exons: 21
Coding region: 16-3966 (1316 amino acids)
Biological process (GO): regulation of GTPase activity
Source: RefSeq, a predicted model, not a curated record
GGAAAGCCCUUCCACAUGUUGGACCAGGAAGAGGUCCACCCUUUGCUGAUGCGCGAGAGGCGCUCUGAGUCGCACAGGAACAAGCUGCUGCGCCGCACGGUCAGCGUUCCCGUUGAGGGACGCCAACAUCCCGAGAUGGAUCACCGACCUCGGCGGAAGAGCAUCGCCACGGGGAAGCAGCCGAGCAUGGACCUCUCCCCCAGCGCCCCCCUUCAACCCUUCCGACAAUCCAGUUUCCUGAGCAGGAGGUUGAAGGGCUCCAUCAAGAGAGCCAAGAGUCAGCCCAAACUGGACCGAAGCAGCAGCUUCCGACACAUGAUCCUGCCCCGCUUCCGCAGUGCCGACCAGGACAGGACGCGCUUGAUGCAAAGCUUCAAAGAGUCACACUCACACGAGUCGCUGCUGUCGCCCAGCAGCGCCGCCGAGGCGCUCGACCUCACGCUGGACGAGGAGGCCGUCAUCAAGCCCGUCCACUCCAGCAUCCUGGGCCAGGAGUACUGCUUCGAGGUGACCACGGCAUCGGGAACCAAGUGCUUUGCGUGUCGCUCGGCGGCCGAGAGGGACAAAUGGAUCGAGAAUCUGCAGAGAGCCGUCAAGCCCAACAAGGACAACAGUCGGCGCGUGGACAACGUGCUGAAGCUGUGGAUCAUCGAGGCGAGAGAGCUGCCCGCCAAGAAGCGAUACUAUUGCGAGCUGUGCCUGGACGACAUGCUGUACGCGCGCACCACCAGCAAGCCGCGCACUGACACCGUUUUCUGGGGGGAGCACUUUGAGUUCAACAACCUGCCGGCCGUGCGGAACCUGCGCCUGCACCUCUACAAGGAGACUGACAAGAAAAGACGCAAGGAAAAGAGCACCUACCUGGGCCUGGUCAGCAUCCCCAUCUCCAGCAUCACGGGGCGUCAGUUUGUGGAGCAGUGGUAUCCCGUCAUCCAGCCCAGCGUCCUCACCAAGGGGGGGGGCGUGGGCGGUGGCGGCAAGAUCAUCAAUGCCUCGCUGCGCCUCAAGUCUCGCUUCCAGACCAUGAACAUCCUGCCCAUGGAGCUGUACAAGGAGUUCGCCGAGUACGUCACCAACAACUACCGCACGCUGUGCGCCGUUUUGGAGCCCGUGCUCAGCGUCAAGAGCAAAGAGGAGGUGGCCUGCGCGCUGGUGCACAUCCUGCAGAGCACCGGGAAAGCAAAGGACUUCCUGUCAGACAUGGCCAUGUGCGAGGUGGACCGAUUCAUCGACCGGGAGCAUCUCAUCUUCAGAGAGAACACUCUGGCCACCAAAGCAAUAGAAGAGUACCUCAAGCUCAUUGGACACAAGUACCUCAAGGAUGCCAUCGGGGAGUUCAUACGCGCCUUGUACGAAUCGGAGGAAAACUGCGAGGUGGACCCCAUGCGAACGCCUCCCUCCGUGCUGCCGGACCACCAGGCCAACCUGAGAAUGUGCUGCGAGCUGGCCCUUUGCAAGAUCGUCACUUCCCACUGCGUGUUCCCGCGCGAGCUGAAGGAGGUGUUUGCGUCGUGGCGAGUGCGCUGCGCCGAGCGCGGGCGCGAGGACAUCGCCGAGCGUCUCAUCAGCGGCUCGCUCUUCCUGCGCUUCCUGUGUCCCGCCAUCAUGUCGCCGUCGCUCUUCAACCUGACGCAGGAAUAUCCCGACGAGCAGACUUCGCGCACGCUCACCCUAAUCGCCAAAGUGGUGCAGAACCUCGCCAACUUCUCCAAGUUCGGCAACAAGGAGGAGUACAUGUGCUUCAUGAACGAGUUUGUGGAGAUGGAGUGGGGCUCCAUGCAGCAGUUCCUCUAUGAGAUCUCCAACCUGGACAGCGUCACCAACGCUGGCAGCUUUGAGGGCUACAUCGACCUUGGCCGGGAGCUCUCCGUGCUCCAUAGUCUCCUCUGGGAGGUGAUGGCCCAGCUCAGCAAGGACGCCAUCAUCAAACUGGGCCCUCUGCCCCGCCUUCUGAACGACAUCAGCAUGGCCUUGCGCAACCCGCACCUGCAGAGGCAGCCCAGCCACCAGUCCGAGCGACUCCUAUCCCGGCCCUCCUUCAACCGUGGUGUCUCCUCUUCCUCCGACUUUCGCAACCUCGCCAUGCUCAACAGCUCCAUGGACUUCGCCCGCCUGCCUUCGCCGACGUCCACCGGCGGAAUGUUGCCGUCCCGCUCCCAGCUGAGCUUUCAGGAGCGUGAGCACCUCCUGCACCGAGCGCCCUCCAAAGACAUGUUCUACGCGUCACGCCCCCCCCUGGCCCGCUCCAGCCCGGCCUACUGCACCAGCAGCUCCGACAUCACUGAACCUGACGGCAAGGAUUCCCGAAUGAACAGCGUGUCUAACCUGCAGUCGGUGGACAUGCUCAACUACUCCCAGGCCUCCAUCGCCGGCAUGGGCAGCUUCGGGGGGCUGAGCGGCGGAGGCGGUGGCGGCCUGGGUUCGGGCCUGAGCGGCCAGUUGCGGGCCGGCGGCAGGUUGUCGGCCGGCUCCGGCGGCUCCAGCGUGUCCGGCGGCCUGCGGCUGAGCCAGAUGGGCGCCGCCGCCACCGACUCUCUGUCCCAGCAGCAGCAACAGCAGGCCGCCGCCAUGCGCUACCCGCUUUCCUUCCAGAAUCCCCUCUUUCAUCUGGCCACGGCGGACGGGCCGCAGCGGCCACAUGGGCGCGCUCAGCCCCCCGCGCCCCUGCUCCUGACCCCUGAGCCCUCGCACCCCGGCUACCUGCCGCAGUUGGCCCGCGGUGGCUUCUCCCGCAGCGAGGACCUGUCCUCCCUCAGGACCGGCGACGGUGCCCACCUGGGCCAGCCCAGCAUCAUCCACUCGCACAGCUACAGCGACGACUACGGCCGCCGCCAGAUGUCCGUGCACAUGCAGGAUAACAUACAGCAGCAGCAGCAGCAGCAGCAACAGCAGCAGCAGCAGCAGCAAAUGAUGGGCCUGACCUCCCAGACAGGCACCUCCCACUCAUCCUUGGCCACCACUCCUCCGUCCACGGUCCAACCGCGAGCUCCGCCCCCUCCCAGUCAACGCGUCAAAUCCCAGACGUCCCACCAGCUGUCGGUCGGCGCCCCCGCUAAGAAUCGUCCGCAGAGCGGAAACGUCCUCCAGUCGCCCGAGACGGCCUACGGGGGCGUGCGGCAGGUGCGCGGCGGAGGCGGCCGCCAGCUGUCCGUCAAGGACAACACGGCACCAGGGCUGCCGCGCCAGCAGAGCUCGGUGCGAGAGUCAGGGAGUCCGCAGGGGACAGGCAGCCCCACCACACAGCAGUCGCCCCAACAGCAGCAGCCGUCGCCGCUGACUCAGCAGCCGCAGCCUCAGCAGCCGCAGCAUUUGCUCAAGCCCAACGUUGGCAAACAGGGGUCGCAGGCGCCACAGGCGCCGGCCAACGAGAGGACGGUGGCCUGGGUGUCCAACAUGCCGCACCUGUCGGCAGACAUCGAGAGCUCGCGCAUCGAUCGUGAGGACUUCAAGCUCAAGGAGUACUCCAAGAGCAUGGACGAGUCGCGCACGGACAGGGUGCGUGAGUACGAGGAAGAGAUCAACUGCCUGAAGGACCGUCUGGUCAUGUCGCACAAGAAGCUGGAAGAGUAUGAGCGCCGCCUGCUGACGCAGGAACAGCAGACCAACAAAAUCCUGCUGCAGUACCAAAACCGGCUGGAGGACAGCGAGCGCCGACUGCACCAGCAGCAGCUGGAGAAAGACUCGCAGAUUAAAGGCAUCAUCCACAGACUCAUGGCCGUGGAGGAUGAGAUACGAGGAGGACACGUCAUUGAGCCAAAAACAGCCAGGAUUUUCCCUGAUCAGGGGAGGCGUCAGUCCAUCCUAGUGCAGCCUCGUCUCGCCCCCGUCCCACCCCGAGUGUCCAGCCAUUCGCAAAGCUUGAUGGACGACAGUGUGGAAGCUAGCUGGCUGAUGCGCCAACGGCGCCACGCGACAGGCUGGCACAGCCAAAUGUCCCGCGCGCUUUCCCGCGAUGCAGUCGGUUGACAAAGGGAGAACGCGGGCCACCGGUCCGUGUGCUCCAAGGACGGUCCCGAACCUCGGCGAAGCAUGUGAGCAACCGCGACGGGGGCGUCCUCACAUUCUUUCUUGACUUUUUUCGUGUUUUUGUGGGAGGGCAAGACGUUUGCGGGAAGUGCAAGAGCGCCUGUUGUACUUCCAAGAUGCUCGAGCUCUCCAACCCUCCUGUUACCUUGUGGCUUAAAAUGGCCGGUGGUUCCAAAGCACAAGUCGUAUUGACUCACUCAAAAGGCUGCUUGAAAGCAAAACGCCCGACUUCCGAUUCCAUUUGGAGCCUUCGGAUGUGUGGGCGGGGCUGAAAUGGUUGUCAGGGGCUGCAUUGCUCAAGUCCCAGAGACUUUUGGUCUGAGGAUAGCCACCAAAUAUUGCACUGAUUGGUAAAACUGCUAUCUGGGCCUGUUUUGUUUCCUUUUUUAAUUUUUGGGGCUUGAUUGGGACUCGUUUGGUUGAAUUCACAAGUAGGAGUUUGAGCAAAAUGGUUGCUUCCAGCCCACAGUGUAGACUUGAAUUUUGGGUCCUUGAGACUUGGUGCAUCCAUUGAUGUCCUAAGUCCUCCUCAUUUCAUCUUGUGUGCGGUACGGGGCAAUUGACUUUUUAUUUAUUUGCAAAAUGAUGGUGAGACGUUGCUACCAUGCUCUGGACACACGAUCGGUUGUACAAAUUGGUCCAGUGGCUGCUUAAGACAUUUUGCAACCCGCGUGUCCAACCAAUUGCACAGAGACGCCUGAAACUCCUCAAGUUUUUCUUUCCUUUCUUUUUUUUUUUAACCUUUUGUGAUGACUGAGUGAGUUUUAAUGAUUUGUGAUCAAGAGUUAAUAUUCGUGUUUUUUUUUUUUUUUUAGUUCUCAUGAAACGUGUCCCGCUUGGUCCUCAACUAAUAAAAUAUGACUUUUGUCUUUUCUGACACUUUUGGGUCAAAUUGACCCGGCCAGAAUGUAACAGGAGGGUUCAAACUUAUUUACUUUCAGAGCAUUUCUUUUGAUUAUUGUUGUUAUUCUCGCUAUCACUUGUAGUCUUUUAAAACGAUCAUCCACAAAGGAUUGGUCACUAUUUCCGACACUUUUAUCACCUCUUUUCUAUUUUUCUCCAGCGCUUAUUUAUUCUGAUAGAAGGACUCGUCAUCUGAAAUCUUCCAGUUUCUUUAUUGGUUGACCUCAUUUUCUUUGAAUCUUUUUCUUACGGAGACAAUCUUGCCCACAUGAACACACACAAAAGAGGACAAAAUUGUGUGUGCGGGUGUGUGUCCCUUCAUCCCCAAAGACUCGGCCCAAAUUUGCACAUGACGGCGUCGCCAUGAAGCUCUCUGUUUACAAAGCGGACGCUUGCUCUUUUCUGCUCCGCGUGGAUGAACUUUGGAGGUUUUCCUGGUGGGAAAUGGGACGUUCUCGAAACAGAAAUCCCCCGAUGGAGAGAUUCCUCGGCGUGACAUAUUCCUGAGCCGGAAUGAAUGCGUGUCUACUAUGUGUACAUAGAUCCGGGAUAUGCUAUGUACACGUUUGUUUGGAAUAAGACGCAGAGUGUACAGUUAUUUUUCUCCCCCGUCUGGAAUGUUUUUCUUCUCUUUCUAGCGAUUGGAGCAAAAUGCGGAGAGAGAAGCAAAACACCUGUCAAAAAUGGCCAGCCUUUUUUUCCUAGCCUUUUAUUGGGGGAGUGAUUGUAAAUACAAGCGGGCGAUUUGAUUUCUUUGGUCCAUAAUCAGCCGUGGCUUCCACUCGAUUGGUUGCGGGUUGUCGUUCAGAGAUCUAUAUUUAUUCCGACAAGCCUGAUGUACCAUAUUUGACUCAUUCUUUGGGAGCUUUUUCCGUUUUGGUGACAUUGCGUUUGUUUCCCCACAAUACUAAGUGUGCCUCCCUCUUAUCUUAUACUCAACAUUUAC